AAGAAAAGAAGGCAAAUUAGCCCCUCUGUGGUUGUGGUCUCGCACAACGUGGGAGAAACAAACUCCUUCCUUCCUCCAGGAGCGAAAGAGCGGGCGGGCAGUAGGAGCAGAGGGGUGAGCCAGUGGGAGAGGUGGUGGUGCCGAUUUUAGGAGCUCUCUAAACACAGGCGCGGGGUCCAGUUUAGAAAUGAGACAUCGUUCAGUGCGGCAGGGCACCAGGCGGAGGUUUCCACAAGUCAAUCGCACCACCUAUCAAAACUUUUCACUGUUUAUAUAUUUUAGCAAACAAAGGAAUUAGUGUUCAUUGGCUACAAGUUACCUAGUUCUGUUAUUAGUUAGUAUUCUAUCUUCUGUUGGGUUAAUGGGUUAAUGAGUCUCCCGUGCUAAUUAAUCUGCACCUCAGUCUUUCUCUGCUUAGGAGUCAGGGGGUUUCUGGGGUCGGUGGCCGUGUUCUUCACCUGCCGGAAUCGCCUUUUAUCCUCUCAGAGAUGGUUCAGCAGAGUUGCUGAGUUUAUUAAGUUUCUUACUUAUUAUGGAAGUUCUGCCAAAUGUCUUUGUGGCCUGUAGAUGCUGUGUUCUGUCUGCCUGCUAUCAGUGGUACAUCCUUCUCCCUGAGCUUUGUUAAGCUCACCCUAGGUCUGAGAUCACUGAAACAUGUCCAGCCCUAAACCUUAACAGAGACCUGGACUUGACUUAAAGCUUGUUAGCUGUACUCUUUUUUCAUGGAUUAAAUCUCCUUUCUUGUUGAUUAGGCUUGAAAGUGUACAAAGGCCAAACAUCAAAGAACAUCCUUCCUUAAGAAAAUUUGUAGGUAUUGCACAUUUUGCAGCAAUCAGGCAGGACCCUGUUUCAUAACCCCCUUCUCAUACCCUGUAACUCUAUGGGCUAAAUUGUUAACUAUUUCUGAGUUCUGAGAUAUUUUUAGCAGCUAAUCAGAAAACUUUCUAUCGGUGUGGAAGACAGCUCAUUUGUUCUCUUGAUCAGUGUGUGGCAAGAGAGAUACACACCUGUUCUCCAAGAGCUUUGGGAAAGAAGUUUUUGGGGAAUGGAGGGGGGAGCAAGGAGACAGACCUUUGUGCUGCCUGGGAAGCUUCAUACUUGCUAUUAUUAUAUUACUUGCCAGACAUUACCUUGUUUUCCCUGGUCUGCCAGACUUCAGGGUUCUCUUGGUCUAUGGAAAAUAUACGGGGAAGGUUUUAAGCAAAAGGUGUCUUUAUUGAUCCCGGAAUGUGGCAUGCUACCUGAAGUGCUGAAAAGCACAAUUGCAGAUAUUGGAGAGUACUACCUGGUGAGGAAUUUACCCAUUCAUGAAUUGGUAGCUCAUGAAUUCAUUGAUGCUUUCGUGAAGAAAGGUUCAUGCUACGCACUUACCUAUAAGACAAAAAUUGAUCAAGAUAAUACUGCUGCUCUGCUACCAAAUGGUAAACUAAUUCUGUCAGUGGAUAAGGAUACUUAUGAGGAACUUGGACUGCAAGGUUGCCCUUCUCGGUACUCUGGCAAAAAAGUAAUGCGAUAUAUUAUCACUAUUGACUUGACUGAUGCUGGCUUUCACCCUGAGAGCAAGAAACAUAACAGAGUGCUUUGGGCCUUGAAAGAAAAGAAACCUUUAGAAUUUGACUUCCUACUGGCUUGGUAUAAUACAGGUGCAGAGGGAUCAACAUUGAUGUCAUACUUUUCAAAAAACCAAAUACAGGCCCUGAAGCCAAAAAUAACAUUCAGCACCUUAAGGGACUUGCAGUGUCCAGUGUUAAAAAGUAAUGAUCUACAAGGAAAACCAGAGGAGUCCUGCAGUACAGAGGAGCUCUUUGAAUGGCUGGGUGCUGUCUUGAAUCAAGUUAGCUUAGACAACAAAUCCUCCAGCUUCCUAUCAACCUAUUGCUGUCCUGAGCCCAACACAGUGGUGGAAAAAGCUUUUUUGUGCACAAUCACAGGCUUUAUAAUUCCUGAGAAGAUUAUUCAGUUAUUGGAGCAGCUGUGUUGCUAUUUUGGUGAACCAAAACUGGCACAUUGGCUGACCUUAACUGUGCAUGGCUUUGCAGACAGCCCUGUUUCCUGGAGAGAAAGUGAACAUGGUUUCCACAAAGGAGGAGAGAACUUGUACAACUUUGUCAUUUUUAGAAAUCUGGACUACUGGCUUCACAUGGCUGUAGGAGCUCAUGAUGAUUGUCCUCCAUAAAGUUAUGUCCACAGAAGAAGUUCUCUAAUCCUUGUUAUGGACAGAAAACUAAUAAAAUAUUUUUUGUACAGGUA
Molecule: messenger RNA, 2250 nt
Organism: Serinus canaria (Common canary)
Lineage: Eukaryota; Metazoa; Chordata; Aves; Passeriformes; Fringillidae
Gene: RPP40
Product: ribonuclease P/MRP subunit p40
Exons: 8
Coding region: 1046-2176 (376 amino acids)
Biological process (GO): endonucleolytic cleavage in ITS1 to separate SSU-rRNA from 5.8S rRNA and LSU-rRNA from tricistronic rRNA transcript (SSU-rRNA, 5.8S rRNA, LSU-rRNA); tRNA 3'-end processing; tRNA 5'-leader removal
Cellular component (GO): ribonuclease MRP complex; multimeric ribonuclease P complex
Molecular function (GO): ribonuclease MRP activity; ribonuclease P activity
Source: RefSeq, a predicted model, not a curated record